AUUGAACUGUCAGAACCGGAGUGAAUUUCAAAACCUACACAAAGACUCUGGGGAACUGCCCCCACUAUUUGUCUUCAUGUCUGGUGGACUGGUCCCCUCUCAUCUCGACCUGAACUAUUGCAUAACCAACGCAUUCUCAGAGAGCUUCACUCAGAAAAACAUUACUUGGUAGGCACGCAAUAUACUGACUCAUUCGUCAGGACGAGCUUGGAACAGGAUAAGGCUGUUGGUGGGGCAAGUCAGUAUGCAAAUCUCGCAUGUUCAACUGGAACUUUUUUUUCAUUUUGGACUUCCUCAAUCUAGAACAGAUUCCGUACGGACACACCUGGAGACUGAAGUAGCCAGAUAUUCCCUCAGGAUUAUCAGUUACCUGCAAAUCGCCAGAUUUAUUUUUAUCUUAAGCUAGGUUGCGAGACCAGAAGUGGCUGCAAGAUGAGCAGCAUUUCAGCGAUUGGAUGUUUGUUUCUACUUGGCUUUGGGCUCAGUCUAGCUGGAGCUGAUGGUCAACCAAAGCAUCUUGAGUGUUACAAUGACUAUCUCAAGGAAAUUAUCUGCACCUGGAAUGUACACCCAAACACAAACUGUUCAGCUGAUUACAGACUGCAAUAUGAGUUAGUGAAUCUAUCGUUGAACAAUGAGACGAGAGAUAUUAAAACUCUUCCAGGAUCAAUUUGUCAAAGCAGCGUCAUGGCACCAACUUUGGUAUUUCAUGCCACAUAUAAAAUUAAGGUCAUCUUCAAAGGAAUUGUAGCUCUCUCCAAAAACAUUACAUCAUCACAGACCAUCAAACCCUUGGCUCCGUACAACCUCAAGAUAAACACUUCAGGAAACAACGAGCAGCUCCUGGUCUGGGAUGAUGAUUACAAGGACGCAUUUAUUAAAAACAACCUGAAGUAUCAAGUCACUUACAUGACACCAGGAGGAAACUGGAAGAUGAUUAACACAACAAACCAGAAAAUGCUGGUCCUCCGAUCAGUGCUGGAGCCUGGAUACACUUACCAUCUGAAGGUUCGUUCCAAACCGCUACCAAACUACGAUGGAGUGUGGAGUGAUUGGAGCAUCGAAUGCGUGUGGCCUUAUGAUUCCUCUGACUUGAUUUCAUCAGCAUUAAUUGUCUUGUGCAUCAUCAUCCCUCUACUUGUGGCUCUCUGCUUCUUCGGUUUCAAGUUCGCAAAAAAGAGCUGGUGGGAGAAUAUUCCCUCGCCUCAGAAGAGUGCUCUAUCCAAGGAAAGCUUUGACAAGUUCCAGAAAUUUGGACGUGUUUUCAGUGAAAAUACGCUUGAUAAUUGCAAAGUGGAGAAGAUUUCAUGCACCAAUGAGCUGCCAUGUUUCAGGGAGAAAAACAGGAUUGAAAGUCCCGUUGACCAACUUUGCACAGUGAACAUCAACUUUCCAGCCGUUCAACCCUUGAUGGAUGUCUCCAGAUCCGAUGAGAAAUUCCCCUUCCCUCACUUUUCAGGUUUCAGUUUCCCAGUGCUGACAGAGUCCUUGUCCCCUUUCCCGUUGCCCUUUGAGGAUUUGUCUUUGAGUGUCUCAGAUGGUCCAGGUUACACCUUGUUCAACAGUGUCAGCAAAGACCAAUGGGCAGUACAUGAAGAUGACAAGUACCACCCAUUCACCAGAAAUGAAGACAAAGACUUCCCGCUCACGCUGAACACUUACUCACUUUGCCCAGAUACUGAUAGUAAGACAACUGGAUCUUCUGAGCAAAUUGGUUAUAAGGCUUUCAAUAGCUGUUUGGCUGCACCCUGGGCCAAAGCAGCAAGAAGUGGAUGGAACUCAGGAGAGCAACAGAGCUCAGAGGUGAUUCAAACACAUUUGGUGUCUGGUGACAUCAAGUCAACCGAAUAUAUGUCUUCUGAUAAACUGACAUUUAAAUCAAGUAACGAGGUGGCGCCAAACUGUGAACUGGAUGAAGUUCACAACACAUUGUGUAAUUUCACUCUGGGCGCUGGGACUCACUUCCCCAUGGACCCCUUCCCGAUGUUCUGUGAAAGCCUUCAGUCUUUGGCCUUUCAUUCAAAUGGUCAGGAAGAGCCAGGGUGGUGGCAGCCCUGCCCCAUCCAUAGUGUGCCUGGUGCAGCAGUGAGCCUGGCAGGGUCUGACCUUGACUCACGUCUUGUACCCCCUCAGGAUUGCUGCCUGAGACUGGAGCCAACCUUGGGCACACUGAGCCAAGGACAUGUGGGUCAAGUGGAGCCAGGCACUGAGGGCAAUACUGUGAAAAAGGACCAGAUGAAAUACAUUGUGGUCCCAGAGGAUGCUGAGCUAGGCCUGAGUGAGCUGACACCCUACAUGAAACUGUCCCUACUCAAUGUGCAAGCAACAGAUAAAAGUCAGGGAGCGGAGCCAAUUCACCCCCCAGCCAAACAAGUGCAUCUUAAAUGUUAAGGAAAACAUUUUAAAAGUGGAAUAUAUGGAAGAUAUAUUGCCUGUACUUACAGAUGUGUUUCUUUUAAAUUACAUCCUAAAUCUUAAAACCACACUGAGAGAUGUUAACAAAAGCAAAAUGCUGCAGAUGCUGGAAAUCUGAAAUAAAAACAAAAAAUGCUGGAGUUACUCAGCAGGGCUGGCAGCAUCUGUGGAGAGAGGUCCUUGACCAUAAACAUUAAAUUUGUUUCUCUGUGCACAGAGAGAAGUUAACCUUGGUGAGAGUCACAUUGUGUCCAUGAUGCAGCUUUGUGACAGAAAACUGAUCCCCUCUUGCAAGGUUAACAGCUCAUUUCUCAUGUCAAAGGGAGGAAGGAAGAGCAGAAGAGAAAGGGGAAAGAGGAAGAGAGAAAGAGGGAGACGGAGGGACCAAGAGGAAGAAAGAAAGGAGAGGAAUAGAGAGACGGAGGGAGGGCAAGAUAUACGUUUGCAAAAUCCUUUCUCUCAGUGGAGCUCCACAUCAGAUUGGUAAAUUGUGAGACUGAACAGAAUCUUCAUAAUUAAAGGCGGCAAUUUCUUAUGCUUCCAAGAUGCUGUUUGACCCCCCUUGACCUUGAGUUGCCUGUAAGCUCCAUCAAAGGAGGAAUUGGGAUUGUGGCCGUGUGUGGAUUCCACCUUCACCCCUUUGUAGGAUGUUGGCACAGGGUUGGCCCAUUGGUGGUCCAGCCAUUCACAACAACUUUGGAGCAGAGGCCCAAAAGGUGCUGAGAGGAGGGUUUGUGUCCCUAUGAGUAAGACAGGGAGAAGGGAAUGAGGGGAAAGAGAGAAUGAGCUGAUGGAGUGAGGAGAGAGGGU
This is a messenger RNA of Carcharodon carcharias (great white shark), 3225 nucleotides long. RefSeq lists its product as uncharacterized. The record is from RefSeq and is a predicted model, not a curated record. The transcript is spliced from 10 exons. NCBI's taxonomy places the organism in Eukaryota, Metazoa, Chordata, Chondrichthyes, Lamniformes, Lamnidae. Gene Ontology annotation, cellular component: external side of plasma membrane; membrane. Gene Ontology annotation, molecular function: protein binding; cytokine receptor activity. The coding region runs from base 433 to 2391 and encodes 652 amino acids. Gene Ontology annotation, biological process: cytokine-mediated signaling pathway; production of molecular mediator involved in inflammatory response.